UCGCAUCCUGAUUGGUUGGUGUUUAGCGGGCUGAAUCAUGGCGGAAAGCGAGAACGGAGGAGCUGCGAAAAGAUUGAAAACCGAUGCGAAGAAUGACUGCGGAGACGCGGGAGAGCCAAUAUCCGACAGCCUGGUCUCGGACUUCAAAAUCAGCCGAGUUCUGCGCGACUGUGCGCGGGAGAAGAACAUCUUCAUCCAUGGGAAGGUGAAGGAUCAAGACGCUGUUGUGAUCCUGGAGAAAACUCCCAUCAGACAGGACACGCUGUCUGAGUUACUGAAGAGCAGUCAACUCAAGCUGGAGAUGAAGAACGAUGUGUACAGCACAUACCAGCUGCAGGCUCCUGCGCACCUGAACGAGAUCAAAACGACAGUGGUGUGCCCUGCGACAGAGAAGCAUGUUAAGAAGUAUUUGCAUCAGGAGGUUUUUCUGGUUGAAGAAUCGGGAGAGGAUUAUCGUAACCUCACUCUACCGUACAUCAGCAGUCAGAGCUUCAGUGUGCAGUGGGUGCAUAACAUAUUGGAGAAGAAAGCUGAGGCUGAUCGGAUUGUUUUUGAGGAUCCAAACCCCGAUACUGGUUUUGUUCUGUUGCCCGAUUUCAAGUGGGAUCAAAAGCAGCUACAAGACCUUUAUUUGAUUGCUAUUGUCCAUCGGAGGGAUGUUAAAAGUUUAAGAGAUCUUACAUCAGAGCACUUGCCGUUACUCACAAACAUUCGCAGUAAAGGAGAGGAUGCCAUUCAGCGGCAGUACAGCGUCCCUCCGAGCAAACUGCGCGUGUAUCUCCACUAUCAGCCAUCAUACUAUCACCUCCAUGUCCAUUUUACCUCUGUGGAGUACGACGCUCCAGGUUGCAGAGUGGAAAGAGCCCACUUGCUUUCCGAUGUCAUUCAGAACUUGCAGGCAGAUUCCAGUCACUAUCACAAUCGUAGCCUGGCGUUCCCGCUGCGGGCCGAUGAUGGUUUGCUUCUUAAGUUCAAAGAGGCUGGGAAAGUCUAGAGACGUGAUUUUUGGGAACUUUUUUUUUAUUUUAUUUUUUAACUUUAUAAAUGUUCUAUAAGUAUCUGUACACUGCUUUUAAAAAGAUGCAUUAUUACAGUAUCUACUAGAUGUAUUGUUAAAAGGUCAUGUUUUGACCUUUUGUUAGUAGUUUUAUGUCUAAAACCAGUUAGAUUUUUGUCAUCAACUGCAUUUUCAUUAAAGUACUCAUUGUUUUUAAAUUGGA
Messenger RNA from Carassius carassius (crucian carp), 1220 nucleotides. RefSeq names its product decapping enzyme, scavenger (gene dcps). Gene Ontology annotation, molecular function: RNA 7-methylguanosine cap binding; hydrolase activity. Gene Ontology annotation, cellular component: P-body; nucleus. The record is from RefSeq and is a predicted model, not a curated record. Lineage: Eukaryota; Metazoa; Chordata; Actinopteri; Cypriniformes; Cyprinidae. The coding region runs from base 38 to 994 and encodes 318 amino acids. Gene Ontology annotation, biological process: deadenylation-dependent decapping of nuclear-transcribed mRNA. The transcript has 6 exons.